AUGGCGCCGAAGAAGAGGACUUCGGGCGGACAGCCUCAGGCGCAAAAGCAGAAGAAGGCCAAAGCGGGUGAGAUUAUGGGAGCUCCUGCUGACUCUUUGGCUUUAGCGCACAUGUCACUCUUUGAGAGUUGGAUGAACCUUGGACAACAAAUGAACAACAAGUCGUACUUCUUGGGAAAGAACACCCAUGGAAAAACUCUGAUUCAAUUUACCACCAGGAAAGAACAUGUCUUGGACAAGAACCUGACCGUGGAUGCUUUGCUCACUCAACAUCUAGCAGAUGAGGCUAUGUGCAGUUUUGAAUUCGUUCGGAUUGCUUGUAAACUCGGUGUCUCUCAGGCCACUGCCUUCGGCUUCUACAAGUUCUUGGAGGAGAAAUUCCCUCCGACCUCGGGAGAGGAUUUGAGUUUUGAGGAUGGCAGUCUGGCAGGUCCGGGCAGUGUAUACAUGGUCAAAGGCUGGCACCGCAGCAUUUGUUGUCUGACAGUUUGCUAUGCAGCCUUCAUGGUCCCGGAAAUGCUCGAGGCAUCUGAUGGGAUUGCCAACUUUGCGUCCUGCUACGCACUUGGAAAGCAGGAAUGUGGGGCCGCUGUGAACCUCCUGACCAAGAUCCCAGGGGAGGUGAAGGAUUGUUUGACUUUGCUGGUUCAGAGAUAUACCCAAUCUCGAUUUAUAACGCACGAGCAAUUGCAGCGGGUUUGCGGAGGCUUCUUAGCCUGCUUGGACCAGUUCACUUCCUUGGUGCCUCCUGGCUUUGCUAAUGGGUGCCUUGCUGACAUUCACAAAACGUUUGAGCUGCGUCAUGGGGACGCAGAUAUCAUCCAGCUCCUGGAAACUUCAGUACCGCCAGCUGGACUUCACAAGAUUUCGAUCUUCUCAGGUUACAUCCAGAAGUAUCACAGUCAGGGAGCUUUGGACUUCAAGCACAUCUCGGAUCGUUUCCAGAAGGGCAAGGAGUGGGCUUCGGAAUACUUGGAGAAGAAGCACCGGCUAUGUCUUGCUGCUAUUUGCGCCUCCUGGAACAGCGCCGCGUUCGUGAAGUCGAAGGCCUUGCUCGGGUCCAUAUGCGAUGUGGCAAGGAGUCGUGUCGUUGAUUUGGUCAACCCCGAUCCGGAAAGGGCUUUAGCGCCACAUUGGCGCGUGCAGCAGAGGGGUGUGCAAGCUACAGCUGCCAUCUUGAAGAACCUGGUCGAGGGCGUAGCCACCCAGUCGCCACACCCACUACUGGUAGUUGAUUUAUUGCCCAGCAGGUUUUCAGAGUGGUCCUUGGCCUCCUGGUCGAUCCAGCGCGAGCUCCUGCAGGAUGCUUCAAAGGACUUGGAUGUGCGUUUCCUGGCGACCUACCACUCAGAUUCGGUAGCUGACUUGACUGCAGCUAAAGAGGCCUUGAUGGGUCGUCUGAUCAAUGAUUUCUGGGAUUCUUCUGAAGCGGCUGGUUCAAAACGCCGUGAAUGCACCACCUUCUCACAGCCCUUACCGUCCCUGGAGACUUUGGUGGUGACUGAUGAUGGAGAGCUGAAUCUGGAGAACAUGGCUGACCUCGCCCGGGUGCAAGGGAUCAAGGUGGGCAUCACCACUGACAACCACAUUUGGCUGUUGAACAAGAUUGGGAAUGGAACGACGCUGGACUUCUCAGCUGGUGAAAUCUUUGGUUUCAAUAUCGGAAGCUAUUCGGAGGUCACACUAGGGUCUGCUGAGCCUUCUGAUUCGCAUAUUCCAUGGCUGGUCAAGCUGGACAAGACUCUGGUGGCCUUGGCAGACACCAAAGAGAUCAAGUCAAUCGCAGAGAUUCUUUGCGACGUGACAAAACAAAGAGGCAUAACUGAGAUCCGAAUUGUUGACCACGCCUUGCAGCCUAAGGUGGGCGCUGACCAGAGGCCACUAGCGUAUCGGUAUGACAUCUCGCCCAUGAAUUCCGUGAAUGCUUACAAGCCAAAGGAGCUACCAAGUGAUUGCAAUCGGCUGGGCAUGCGCUCAGUGCAGCUGGGGGCCUGCUUCCAUUCCAAAUACUCCCAGCUUCGGGGAAGCCAGCUCUGUGGUCUUGUCUGGGAGGUGAAAGUGGAUGAUUCUGUACCCGCCACCCUGAAGCCUAUCAAGCCCAAAUUCUAUUUGUUGGGCUCUGUUUCAAUCAAAGAUGGACAUGCAAUCAAGUUGAACUGA
Messenger RNA from Durusdinium trenchii, 2160 nucleotides. The record is from the annotation of a GenBank genome assembly. Lineage: Eukaryota; Dinophyceae; Suessiales; Symbiodiniaceae.